This is a messenger RNA of Gryllus bimaculatus (two-spotted cricket), 4203 nucleotides long. Lineage: Eukaryota; Metazoa; Arthropoda; Insecta; Orthoptera; Gryllidae. The record is from the annotation of a GenBank genome assembly.
AUGUUUAUUCGGAGCUAUAAAUAAGCCAAAGAAUAUUAUACCAACACUCGGCAUGUAAUAAAAAGGCGUUUGAAAUUAUCCAAUACCGAAAUUUUUAUCUUUCUUAAUUGUAAUAAAGUUAUUAAACAUGAUCAUGGUUCGAACAGUUCGAUGAAAUUCUUAUUCCGAGUAGUAAUUCUACAAAGUGACAUAUAGCGUAACAUACCGUAGAAGAGAAAGGACGUGAAAUUCGCAUGUCAGUUGUCCGUGUAUUUACGUUUACAUUGUGAAAUUGAAAGCUAAUUCUUGCAAAUUUCAGACAUUUGUUGAUUUGAUGUUGAGAAUAUUUCUCGAAGAAAAAAUUGUUUGUGAAUUCUGAUAGGACCUUGGUAAUUUAAGGCAGAAUUUCUCGAUGACUUAUUGCAGCCAACGUCAUAGUAUUGCUUGCUUUUAUUGGUUUUAAUAGUGUUGUGCAUGGCAGAUCGCAUUGAUCAAAACGACGAAUUGCAUUUUUGGAUCACAGUUGUAGAUACUAUUAAGAAACAGUGUCAACACUAUGGAGGAAGAAAUGGAUACGGGCACUAAAUUAAAUCAAGAUCCUGGAAGUGCAUCUUCACAAUACAAGACCUCUGCAGAAUAUUUUGAUGCAUUGGAAAAAUGGAUGCAAACUGUGUAUGUGUGGCAUUGCUUUGCAGUAUCAUUUCCAUAUCUUCUAAUGACUAAUCAGUGUUUUCCUGCUCCACCUGGCCAAAGUGCUCCAAAUAAUGUUGCUGGCAAUAGAAAUACUUUCCAGUUUCCUCAACCUGCAAAUCAAUUUGGCUUUACUGCACCUGGAGGCGAAGCUCUUAGAAAUCGACAAGCUCAUGGACAGGCACCACAACAGCCUGUAAACAAUGGAGUUGAGUACCAGAUUCCUCCUAUCUGGAAGAGAUUUGUUGCUGAAUUUUUGGAUUUCCUAAUAUUAUUUUUUGUGAAAUUAGCUGUCACAUUUAUUGCUGUAGAUGUUUUUAAUAUCAUCGAUUUAGACAAAUAUGAUUUGGACUUGCUUAGCCGUACUGGCAGUAUUAAUUACAAAAAAGCAGUUGAAAUGACUGCUGAAAUAGUUGUUUUAGAAGGCAUUCAUCGAGUUGUUGUUUCUAUAUUUGAAGCAUUUUGGAUUCGAAGAGGUCAAGGAGGUCAAGUAGGAGGUGCAACUCCUGGGAAAUUAAUUAUGGGCAUUCGUGUUGUUCUCUGUGAAAGAGUCACAGCUGUUGAAGGUCGGCCUCCUGAUACAGUUUUGGUUUAUCCUGCAACUGACCUUGGUUGGACUUGGGCCUUUGCUCGAUCUUUUGUGAAAAAUCUUGUACUAGCAGUGUUAAUUCCUGCUCUUUUUGCUCUGUUCUUUCUGAGACAUAAUAGAACAGGAUAUGAUAUUCUCUGUCAUACAAUUGUUGUAGAAGAUCGCCCACGACAACAUUAAAAAAUAUUAGUGUACCCAAGAGUGUAAACUAUUGGAAGAAAUUGAAGUAUUGUGUACAUAAAAAUGUAUUAUACGGUUUUAAAAAUUUGCUUUCAAUUGUUCAAGUUAUUUAGAAUAAUUUAUUCUGUUUAUUGUUUCAAAAUUGUAGUAACUUUAUGUCUAGCGUAUUGACGAGUUUUAUUGUGCUUAUAUUUUCAUACAAGUCAAGAUCUUCAUUCACUAUUAUAGUUUCUUGAAAUUCCUUCCUUCUCUGUUUUACUCCCAUUUCAAUUCUUAGAGCUUUUAUAUUUUUGAUUAUUUUAUUAAUUUCAUUAAUCUCAGCAAUCUCUCAGACUAUGAAAGAAAUUUCAACUGGAGGAAAAGUUCAAUAAAUAGCUAAUGUCAGAUUUACUCAGAAGUAAAUGAAAUAAUUGAAUGGUUAGCUGAAAGAAGGAACACACUCAAAUCACACUGAGAGGAAGUGUUUUAGAAAAAUGUCUCAAAAUAAACCUCUCAACACUAGAAAGCCUGGCUUUCUGACGACUCCUAGAAUGCCUAACAGAUGAGUUCAUUCAUCUUAGAACCUUCAAUGAUGUUUGUUGUGUAAGGUAAAUGGAAUUUUUUUUUAAAUCAGUGGAACACUUUGAAUGAUAAUUACUUCAUUUCUAAUUGAACUAAUAGUACAUCAUUUUAAGCAUUUUGGAAAUUUCUUAUUUCACCUCUGGAGAUAAAAGUGAAAGGAAUUCAUUUUCGUAAAUAAUUAGUUCAAUGGUAAUGCAUUAAAUAAGUACUAACAUUCUGUACUAUGUGCAUCAUUGCUUAAAAAUAUGUGUAUUAAAAAGAAUGUAAAUAGUGGAAUCCAACUUCAAAUCGUCAGACUCUGAACACUGUUUUAUGGCGUUUUUAGGCACAGGAUGAUGCAUGAAAGCAACAUUCUAAUAUUGCUAGGCGAUGAUAUUAUAUUGCACAGAAAAUAGUUCCCUUAAUUCUAUUAUAAAUUAUUGCUGUCUCUAUUCCUUCAACUUUAUUUUACCUAAAUUUUAUGCUUUUGCUCGUUUCUGACCACUGAUGCUAUGCUGUGGGGGGAACCAGAGAAGCUACUGAGACUUUCAUGUGAUGCAAAAAUGCGUUUCCUGUACCAUACACUAUUUUCUUACUGUUCUCUUAUAUUUUGACAGAAAUAGAUCCUUUACUGAUUUUAAAUUGACAGUCCCAGCAUGUACUUGCUUUUGGUAAUUGAUCAAUGCAUUUUGAAACUGAUUGUACCUUACUACUUUUCAAAUAUCCUUUUCUUAGUGCUGUGCUCCUUUAGUUUUUGGUUACAAUCCCUUCUUUUCUUAGUACUGCUGGUCACAUCUCGUAACCAAUCCAGGGAUUUAUAGCUGCAAGAUCCCGAAUAGUAAAGCCUACUUGAAAACACUAUCUUAUUGAAGUAGAUUUUGUGAAAUACCUGUUUUGUGAGCAAUUUAGUAAAUGUCACCUCUUUAUUCUGUAGUGCUGAAGCAGGCUUCAUUGUUUUUGUCACUUUGUAACUACAUCAUGGAUGAAAGUUCUUAGAAGUAAAGUUUUUUUGUUUCUUAUAUCAAAUUUUCAUAUUUUAACUCUUGUUUACCAAAAAGGAUUUUCUUUAGAGAUUUCAAAUCUCUCAAAACGUCUCAUCUGUUUAUUUAAAGAUCCCGUUAAACUUGUGCAUUUCUUUCAGACAUUUAUAAAGAUAAACUGAAAUAAAAUAAACAUCACACAUGUUUCUCUUUUCUUUAAGUUUUAACUUUUAAUAGUGUGAAUAAAAGUAAAAUUUAAAGUCACAAAUAGAAAAUUCCUACGUAAGAAACAAAAAAUUGACACACUGUUAAAACAGUGCCAGGAGUCGAAACAAAAGCCUCUGGGCUUUCUAGUGUUGCAUCACAUUGGAAAUAUGAGUACUAUUUGGCAGGAAGAAGUACUACCAAAAUAUCUUUGGAGAUCUGUGGAAAAAUUACGUGAAACGCCUUAAGAUUUCUUCCAGCUUCCUCAUCAGUUGCUUUAUGUGGCCCCUCCACUCCCCACCAGAAAAUAAAUUUUAUUUCAAUAUUAAUUAAUUUAUAUAUUAAUGCAAUAAUUGUGAUAUUACUAUGUUAAUUGUAUAUUAAUAUAUUACAUUAAUUAUUAAAACAUUAAAUGUGUUGUUUUUAUUAGUAUACUGUUUAGAGAAAUGGCUUCCAAAGAUGUUACUAUGGAGAAACUGUCACAGCACAGAAUUAGUAAUUAAUCAUAGAACUUUGGUAUGGCCUUUUGUAAAUAGUUUCAUAUACAAUUUUUGUGUGAAAAUUUAAAUAAAUGAAUAUUUAGUGAUUUUUGUCAAAUAUUUAAUGCUAAAUAACACAAAAAGAAAAUAUAUAAUCUGUAAAAGAAAAGGUUGUGUAUAUUACACUAAUUUGUGAGAAUUGUUGUAAUAAGAUAGGAAACAAAAAUCAACAUUUACAGGAAGUUCACAAUUGAAAGUGGAACAAGUAACUAAACUUUCUCUGAAUUGUAUUAAAUGUAGAUUGAUGCUAAGAUGGUCAAUAUAUUUUGUGAAACAUUUUGAAUUUUGCAAUUCACAGUAAAAAAUCUUAUUUUCAAGCACAAAUUUUUCAAUAUUUUGAAGUGCAUAAAGUUGAAACAACUCAUCAAAGCACUUUGGUAAAAUUACUUUGGUGAAUUUUAAGUGAUUAGAUUGCAAUACAUUUUGUAAGCCUAAUGACAAAGGUGUUGAAAAUGUUCACUGAAAUGUAAAUUUCUAUAAGUACAUUUAACGUUAUGAGAAU